Messenger RNA from Scomber japonicus (chub mackerel), 711 nucleotides. RefSeq names its product protein-tyrosine kinase 6-like. The transcript has 5 exons. The coding region runs from base 1 to 711 and encodes 236 amino acids. The record is from RefSeq and is a predicted model, not a curated record. Gene Ontology annotation, molecular function: ATP binding; protein binding. NCBI's taxonomy places the organism in Eukaryota, Metazoa, Chordata, Actinopteri, Scombriformes, Scombridae.
AUGGCGAGCUCCGCGCCGUCGUCUCCGCAGGGGGGGUCGGCCAUCUUCACGGCGCUCUGGCCCUUUGACUCCAGGACUCCGGAGGAAAUGUCUUUCCAGGAGGGGGAACUGUUCAGUGUGAUCACCCGCAAUGGAGGCUGGUGGAGCGCGCGGAAGAUCGACAAGAACGGGCGCGUGCUGGGGAGCGGGAUAGUGCCAAGUAACUACCUGGUGAGGGCUGAGUCUCUGGAGAUGGAGCCAUGGUACUUCGGGACUAUGAACCGCUUUGAGGCUCAGAACCACCUGAUGACUCCAGAGAAUGAACAAGGAGCUUUCCUCAUCCGCUGCAGCGAGAAGAACGACGUCGGAUACGUCCUAUCAGUGAAGUCGGACACUCGAGUGAAGCAUUUUAAGGUCCUCCAAUUGGACGAGAGUCGUUUCUACGUGGAGGUGAACCAGGAGUUUAGCUCCCUGAUCGACCUGGUGGAGUAUUACCGUGGCAACGCCCUCAACAACGCAGGCAGACUGGGAAGCCCCUGCAAGAGGCUAAAGCCCAAAGCAGAUCCUAACUUCACAGAGGACGACUGGGAGCUCCCUAAAGAGGAGUUCACUCUGCUGGAGGAGCUGGGCAGCGGCUACUUCUCUGAUGUCUACCGAGGACUCUGGAAAAAAAGUAUUAACGUCGCCAUCAAGAUCAUCAAAAGUGGUAUUUCAUCUCAUCUGUUGCUCUAA